This is a messenger RNA of Hemicordylus capensis (graceful crag lizard), 971 nucleotides long. Its product is annotated as mucosal pentraxin-like. The transcript has a single exon. Gene Ontology annotation, biological process: innate immune response. The record is from RefSeq and is a predicted model, not a curated record. The coding region runs from base 319 to 891 and encodes 190 amino acids. Lineage: Eukaryota; Metazoa; Chordata; Lepidosauria; Squamata; Cordylidae. Gene Ontology annotation, molecular function: complement component C1q complex binding.
AUCUCAACCCUCUGUGCUGGAUGGACUUCAAAGUUCCCAGGCAGGCACUGGUUUCUCAAAGAUUUGGUGACAUUGACGGGACAGACCUGACCCAGCUUAUUUCUCAGAAGCUGUUCCCCUCGGCUCACCCUGCAGCAGUUGGGGCAUCGUGGAGAGGGCCUUCCUCUCGUUCCUCUUCCUUGUCAGCCUCUUGGGGUCUCUUGCCCAGGGAGGUGGGUGCCGGCUUGGAGAUGGACACGGAGAGGGAUUGGGGAGGGAUCCCUCUGGCGAGGUCAAUGCUUAUGCCUGAUUCUUCUCUCUCUCUCUCUCUCUCCCCCAAUGCCCCCAGGCACAGAUCUCAGAGGAAAGGUCUUCGUGUUCCCAGCAGAGUCUGAAAUGGCCCACGUAGCUCUGAAGGACAGGCCUAAGAAGCCUCUCACCAGCUUUACCUGGUGCAUAAGGACCUUCACAGACCUGACCCGCCCUCACGCCCUCCUCUCUUACGCCACCAAGGAACAUGACAACACAAUCUUCUUCUUCAAACCCAGCCCCAGCAAAUACCAAUUUGACAUGGGGGAAGAAAGCGUGACCUUCAGCACUGGGGGGAAGCAGAUGGUGAAACCUGUCAGGGAGCACACCUGCGUGAGUUGGGACUCAGCCACCGGGCUGGUGGCCUUCUGGCUAGACAUGGAACCUUUCCCCCGGAAGGGUCUGAGGAAGGGUUACUCGGUACCUGCCACUGCCUCGAUUGUCCUGGGGCAAGAUCAGGAUUCCUAUGGGAGAGGCUUUGAUGCCACCCAAAGCUUUGUGGGGGAAAUGGAGGAUGUGUGCAUGGCGGAUUGGGUCCUGUCGCGCAGUGAGGUAAUAGCUGCCUCGGUCUUCCUGACCUGUUUAUUAGCUGGGCAUCACUGAAUUAUGAGUUCAGGGGUGAUGUCUGUACGGAGACCUCCCUGUUCCCGCCUACGUAUCCACGGGACUAUUCCAAAGUAGUG